CGACUACAACAUGGGGGACCUACAAAUCGACUCUUUCGUCUUCGAUGCUCGGCCAUCCUACCCGCUCCUCGUCACCGCCAAACGUUACCUCCAUCCCUCAUUCUCCCCUGAUCCCGACGCGCUGACUCUGGUCUUCGCGCACGCGACCGGCGCACACAAAGAAUGUUGGGAGCCCGUGCUCAAGCACCUGUUGAGCGUGAACGGCAAGGCAAAGAUCCGCGAGGCGUGGUCCGUUGACUGCCCGAACCACGGCGACGCGGCCGUCCUGAACGAGGAGCUGCUGCAGUGGGGCUACGAGCCGAUUUUCUCAUGGGAGAGCCAGUACGCGAAGGUCCUCCACCGCAUCCUCAAUGGUCUGGGCAAGGGCGUCCCGGUGGACUUCUCCUCGCGCCGCCUCGUCGCGAUCGGGCACUCCAUGGGCGCCGUCUCCUGGCUGCUCACCCGCACGUUCUAUCCGCCCCCGCGCUUCGUAUCCCUCGUCCUCGUCGAGCCCAUGAUCCUCGGGCCAUCCUUCACGGGGGGCAGCGUCGCCGAGUUCCUCGAGGGCAGUACGGCGAAGCGGCGGGACGUGUGGGCGAGCAGGGAGGAGGCGUACCUGGCGCUGCUGCCGCGGUAUCGGUACGAUAGGGACGCGAUGGCGUCGUACGUGGAGCAUGCGCUGAGGGACCUCCCGACUGCGCUGUACCCUGACAAGCAGGGCGUGACGCUCAAGUGCACCAAGUGGCAGGAGCUGGCUUGUUAUAGGGAUUAUCAGAGCAACAAGCUGGCAUGGAGGUACAUCAAAGACGCCUGCGCCGACCUGCCCGUCCAUUUCAUCAACGGCGCCGUACACGAUACCCUCCCGAAAGAGCUCAAAGAAGAUACAGUGGUCACAGCUACGGCCGGCCGGUACAAGAGCUGGCAGGAAGUGCAGGGAGCGGGGCAUUUGGCGCCGCAGAUGGCGCCAAAGGGUGUUGCAGAGGCCAUUUUGAAUGUUUUGGCUGAUCCGGACUUUAGUCAUAAGAUGCCGGUAUCAGGCAGCAGGCUCUGA
Molecule: messenger RNA, 1030 nt
Organism: Gloeophyllum trabeum ATCC 11539
Lineage: Eukaryota; Fungi; Basidiomycota; Agaricomycetes; Gloeophyllales; Gloeophyllaceae
Product: alpha/beta-hydrolase
Exons: 7
Coding region: 11-1030 (339 amino acids)
Source: RefSeq, a predicted model, not a curated record